CCACAACUCUCGCAAGUUGCAACUCCACUCUUCUGUCUGAACCCCUAGAAAAAAUCACUUCACUCUCGCUUUUCCCCGUCGAUCUCGUGUUUUCUGCAAUGUUGUGAGACAAAACCCUGGUUCCAAUUUGAAACCCAACUUCAAAAUCACAUCUUCUCCUCUCCCCCUCCUCUCGAAAUUUCGCGAGUUGUUCUCUCUUUGUUUUUUUUUUUGGGUUUUCGUCUGGUUUUGUUUGGGUUCAUUGCUUCCGAAGCUGAUAAUGGUUGUACCCACCGAUCAGGAGGGUUGUGAUCGUUGUCGCUGUUCUGUUUUCUGUCGGAGCUCUUGCUAUGACCUGUACUAACGAAACCCUAAAUGCUCUGCAAUGGGGAAGACAGGGGAUGAUCGGAAUCUUCCGUCCCGCGUCGCUGACGCCACCGGAGAAGCUGUCAGCGGUUCGUCGGAGGGAAAUGCGCGGCGCGGCGGCGGCGGCUGCGAUCGGAUCUCGGGGCUUGUCGGGUUCAAAUGUCUCUUCGUGCUGAUUAUCUCCGUCGCGUUGUUUCUCUCCGCUAUGUUUUUACUGCCCCCGUUUGGUUACGACACAGAUCCAAGGGAUCCGGAUCUCGAUCCCAGGUUUAGAGAUCAUGAAAUAGUGGCGAGUUUUGAUGUCGGGAAGCCGGCUUCUUUUGCGAAUCAAAAAAUUUUGCAGCUUGAGGAUGAUAUCUUUCAGGAGAUGAGCUAUGAUUCCAUCAAAGUGACUGUUUUGUCUGUUGAGCCUUCGGCUGGACCGAACACAACAAAGGUGGUGUUCGGAGUUGACCACGAUACGAAACACCGAGAGAUAUCUCCUCUGUCUUUGAAUUCUGUCAGGGAGAUUUUCGAAUCUUUGCUCAUAAAUCAAUCCUCUCUCCGGCUAACAAAGUCCUCGUGCGGGGAACCGUUCCUCUUCCAAGUGCUAAAGUUCCCGGGAGGAAUUACCGUGAUUCCGCCGCAGCAAGUGUUUGUUCUGCAGAAACCCCAGAUUCUUUUCAAUUUUACCUUGAACUUCUCUAUUUACCAGAUACAGAUAAAUUUCAAUGCCUUGGCCAGUCAGCUAAAGAAGGGACUGAAUCUAGCUCCUUACGAGAACUUGUUUGUAAGCUUAUCGAACUCAAAGGGGUCUACAGUGUCUCCCCCGGCAAUUGUUCAUGCAUCAGUUCUGCUAAGAGUCGGGAAUCCAAGGCCAAGAGCGAAGCAACUGGCUGACACCAUCAAAGGGUCCCGCUCGAAAAACCUCGGUCUAAACAAUACCAUAUUCGGUAAGGUCAAGCAAGUUAGCCUGUCUUCUAUCUUGCCAAACAGCACUAAAAACGGUGGAACCAACUCUCCGGCCCCCUCACCACUUCCCUAUAGCCACCAUCAUCACCAUAACCACCACCACUAUCAUCACCACCAUCUUAGCCCUCAUAUGGCUCCCAAGGUUUCACCGGCACCUGCUGCCAAAAGGGUAUCACAUGUCCCUGAGGCAAGCCCUGCCAAAGCUCCGUCCGCUCCCCCGGCCUGCCAAUUCAGGAAUAGAGGACGUCAAAGAGGAAACACAGGGACGAGACAUUCACAUCUGGCUCCUGCCCCUGCACCAUACCUUUCUCCCGGGCCCUCUGCCCAACCCCCACACCCGCAGCCACACACUCCAUCCCCUAAUCCCGGGACGAGGUCUCGUUUGGUCCCAAGCUCUGCUCCUUUGCCCCAUGUUGCGUUUGCUCAGACUCAACCACCUCCACCCAGAAGCCGUUCAAAUGAUCGGCGCCCUGACGAAGCUGCGCCCGUCUCGCCACCACCGUCUUCAUCAGAUGCAGGUUCAUCCGCUGUCAAGUGGACCAUCUUGCUCGUCUUGGUUGCGGCGGGGCUCAACGCAUGACAAUAUUAUAUAUAUAUAUAUAUAUAUAGUCUUCUAAGUUAUAUAUGAAAAGCCUCCACGUCCACGGAAAACCCAAGCUAAGUGUAUAAACUACGUCACAUGAACUAAACAGAACCAAAAAAAUACUGGAAGAGCUCUGGUCAAUUAUGGGUGUUCCACGCAAAAGAGUGUGCCUCCCUUCAUAAACCCACGCGACUGUUGUAUAUAAUGGACCGAGGGAAAUUGCUUCCUGGGUCAUGUAUUUUCCGGCGAAAAAGCCGCUGCCAAUGGUUUUAUGAACAAGCAAAGGAUAUCAUCCAUGUGAUCUUAGGGUUUAUAUUUAUCAAUAAAGGUCGAUAUCAUAGUUUCGGCCUGCUUGUA
This is a messenger RNA of Tarenaya hassleriana, 2236 nucleotides long. RefSeq lists its product as uncharacterized. The transcript has 5 exons. The coding region runs from base 365 to 1876 and encodes 503 amino acids. The record is from RefSeq and is a predicted model, not a curated record. Lineage: Eukaryota; Viridiplantae; Streptophyta; Magnoliopsida; Brassicales; Cleomaceae.